This is a messenger RNA of Electrophorus electricus (electric eel), 1409 nucleotides long. It is a transcript of the gene csrp3, whose product is annotated as cysteine and glycine-rich protein 3 (cardiac LIM protein). NCBI's taxonomy places the organism in Eukaryota, Metazoa, Chordata, Actinopteri, Gymnotiformes, Gymnotidae. The record is from RefSeq and is a predicted model, not a curated record. Gene Ontology annotation, molecular function: actinin binding; structural constituent of muscle. Gene Ontology annotation, biological process: muscle tissue development; cardiac muscle contraction; sarcomere organization. Gene Ontology annotation, cellular component: nucleus; Z disc; cytoplasm.
AAUGGACUGAGUGAAUACAGAGCUGGUUGUGUUUCUGGACUGAGUGGAGAGUACAGAGCUGUGUGUGUUUCUUGACUGACUGGGUCAUCUCUUACCUCCUAAAUAAAGCCUUGUUCAAGCCAAGGAUGCCAAACUGGGGUGGAGGGGCUAAGUGUGCAGCCUGUGAGAAGACUGUGUACCAUGCUGAGGAGAUCCAGUGCAAUGGCAGAAGCUUCCACAAGACCUGCUUCAUCUGCAUGGCCUGUAGGAAGGCCCUGGACAGCACCACUGUAGCAGCACAUGAGUCAGAGGUCUACUGUAAAUCCUGCUAUGGCAAGAAAUAUGGUCCAAAAGGGUAUGGAUAUGGCCAAGGUGCCGGAGCACUGAGUUCGGAUCCAAUGGACAACCAAACCCAGCUCCAGUACCAAGAACCUAGACCACCUCAGCACUCAUCCACAAACUCCAAUCCUGUGAAGUUUGCCCAGAAGUUUGGCAGCUCUGAUCAUUGUGCACGCUGUUCCAAGGCCGUGUAUGCAGCAGAGAAGGUCAUGGGUGCAGGCAAGCCCUGGCAUAAGACCUGCUUCCGUUGCCUGCUGUGUGGAAAGAGCCUGGAAUCAACCACAGUGACCGAUAAAGACGGCGAACUCUAUUGCAAAGUUUGUUACGCAAAAAACUUCGGCCCUAAAGGACGAGGCCUGGGCAACAUGGGCGUGGUGGAGGAGAGCGAAUGACAGCUUUGACCAACUGGCCAAUCCUAAAUGUCAAAUACAUUUUUUAUUUACAUGGAAGACAAGGCCAUCUAGAGAGAUUGUAUUGAGAGUCCUUUGAAAACAUAUCAAUGCAGCAUGGACCUCUAUAACAAAAACAAUCUACAAACAUUGUUUAACAUUUGAUUAUUUUAGUAGCCUAGCUAGAUGAAUUAUCAGGCAACUACAUAAAAUGCAAAUAAUGUAAAGCUCCCCUUAAUGGGGGGAAAAUAAGAGUUAUCAAUUAUACUUCUCAUCCAUAAUUAAUGAUGCAUUUUUCCCUUAUAAACUUCACAAAUUUUCAUACACAAACAUUUCUAAACACUUAUGUUAAUUUAUACAAAAUUAUUCAUUAGUCCCUUACUGAACAAAGCCUCUCCUUUAUACUAAAGCAGCAGGACAACCUGCAUAUUCUGCAAUCAUGUUACAAACACACUGCAGUACCACUUGUAUAAAAAAAAGACCUGCUGUUUUAUUUUUGAACAGAACUAUUUAUACUUGUUGGAUCACAAAUGCAGUGAGUCAUCAAAACAUCUAUCUGGAUGAAACACCUUCAUAAGCAACUUACAAAACAGAGCUGGUUCUAUUCCAAGAAUGUAUUUUACUUAUAGCACAACGUGCUUUCCCAGUUGUAAAAUUAAAAAACAGCAUCAAAUGAGACAAAAAAAAAAAAAAAAAAAAAAA